Neohortaea acidophila is the source of this 1071-nucleotide messenger RNA. RefSeq lists its product as uncharacterized. NCBI's taxonomy places the organism in Eukaryota, Fungi, Ascomycota, Dothideomycetes, Mycosphaerellales, Teratosphaeriaceae. The coding region runs from base 360 to 941 and encodes 193 amino acids. The transcript is spliced from 2 exons. The record is from RefSeq and is a predicted model, not a curated record.
GACCUACAACUGAACAACUGAGGAUCGGCAGGCCGGCUGACUACGUAUGAGUGAGCGCGGGGUAUGUCGGCCGGUUGCGGAGGGCUGUCCCUUUGGCAGCAUGCUAUGAAAUCGAGUCGCUGCUGGAGCGUAUAUGGUCAUUUGAUGCAAGCAACUUUACAGCGAGCACCUGUUGUCGCACAGAUCAAGCACGAAGGUGAGGGAAAGAGUGUAGCGAACCUGCAACGUAGGAGCGAUGCCAUCGCUGUGCGUAGAUGUCAGACCGCGUGCCGAUAUCCAGUCACGCUCUGAUAUGACUUCACUCCACGAGGCAACAGAAAUACUCUUCCCUCUCUCAUGCUUAACACCCACCCUCCAAGAUGACUCGCCGCAUAGUCUACGGAAUCUCCCUCUGGGUCUUCCUCGGCGCAACAGCCUGCACCAUCGCCUCCAUCCUCCUCCCAAACUGGGUGUCCUACACCUCGCCCACCACCAACGACACCAUCCGAGUCACUUACGGUCUACACCAGCGCUGCUCGUCCAUCACCGGCGAGUGCAGGCCUUUUCCGAAAGACGAUGAUUGCCAGGGAAAAGAUGCGUACUUUUGUAACAUGUGGAGGAGUACGGGCUUUCUACUCAACUUCAGUGUGAUGGUGGAGUUGGCGGUGGUCGUUGCUUAUGCUGUUAUCUUGCUGGGCGGAAGGGGGAAGAGGGAGAGUGGGUGGAAGGUGCUGGCGGGGCUGUUGGGCUCUAUAUCUGCGGCGCAGCUGAUUGCUAUGGCGCUGGUGGCCUACUUGUACGAACACGACAAUCGAUUCUUCGUGGGCUGGGAACUGGACAAGUCUUGGAUUUUAUGCACCGUCAGCUGGAUUGUACUGCUUGUUGAUGCGCUUGCGGUGGUCGGCGCUGCGGUGCUUCUUCCAAAGGAGGAUGACUAUGAGCUUAUUCCUGAGCCGCAAUAACGCCCAGGGGGUUGUCCGACGUUCUGUUCUGGUGAGAUAGGUGACGCUUGUGUCUGAUGCUGACGACUUUUCAUUGCGUGUUGGAUACAUCUUAGCCUAGCUAAUUCGCAUCGCACUCCCGAGACCAAGU